UUGACGUCAUUGUCCUGCGACUUUGAGAGGAAGUGCGGAAACAUUUCGCCUAGCUGACUAAGAAGCCCAAAAAACAACAACAACAACAACAAAAACAUGUCAGUGUGUCACUUUUUUCUUCAGGGACGCUGUCGUUACGGUGAUAAAUGCUGGAACGAGCAUCCAAGAGGAGGCGUUGAAAGCUGUAACUCUAACCGCUCUUCGGCUCCCCAGCAGUCUCGCGGUGGAGGCGGCGCAUUUGGCAACAAGGUCUGGGUGAAUCCCUCUCAGCAAAAAGGAGGCUUCAACCAGCAACAGCCCUCCCGCGGAAGCGAUCAAUGGGCUGGGAGGAGUCAGGAUGUGAAGAGCUCCGACUUUAGCUUCUCUUCUCAAAACAGAUUCUCGGCACUCAGCAACAAUAACAACUUUGAGAGGGGAGGAAGGCGAGGAGGUGGAAGAGAAGCGACGGUAUCUGGCGAAGAAGAUGAUGAACAGAAACUGGAGGUGAUUCAGAACGACAUGAAGACUUUGGAGAACUCGGGCCAAUGGGGCUUUUCAUGUUAUUGUACCUUCAAGACACAUAUAUCUGGUUUUACUGAUCUAUCUCCAGAAGAGCUGAGGCUGGAAUAUUACUCCGCCAAAGCAUCAGGAGACCUGCAGAGUUAUUUGAAUGGUGUCAAUCUGUUGCUCAAUCAGUGGAGAAGCAGAGUCCAGGAAUUGCUGCUCAUGAAACCAGCCACUCGAGCAGCGUUGCUUGCAGAACUGAAAAAUCCCUCUUCUCCGGUCUCGUCCAGUGACUUUGGCUCAACAGCUUCUGGAUUUGGGUCAUCUUCAUUUGGUUUGGGCAGUAAAGGAUUUGGAGAAGCACCAGUUCAAGCAAGCACAUUCAGUUUUGCCUCUCUCGAGGGUGGAUUUGGCUCUUCAGCAGCUCCAACAUCCACACCGAGUUUUGGCAGUGCCAUCUCAGUCCCGACUGGGUUUGGUGCCACCUCCUCUUCAUCUGGUUUUGGUUCUGGUGCUCCUUCAGCUGCAUCGUUCUCCUUCGGGUCUCCGCCCAGCAACCAGCUGGCGGCUUCAUCUUCGGGCUUUGGCUCGGCCGCCUGCUUCAGCUUCUCCUCCACUGCCAACAACAAUAAAGCGACAUUUGGAAGCGGUUUUGGAUCCAAGGCACCUGUGGGAAGUUUGUUCGGACAGUCGAGUUCUUCCACAGGCUCUGCUGGCGGUGCCUCGGACACGUUGUUCUCCCCCGAGAGUGAUCUGACCCCUGAAGAGCUGGAUCAAUUCAAAGCACAGAAGUUCACUUUGGGACAGAUUCCUUUGAAGCCUCCUCCUGCUCAAAUGCUGCGGCUUUGAUGCUCAAGAGUAUUUUAUGAUCACACCCAAGUGGCUCAGGUGACCAAGUUGUGUUUGAUAUGAACGAAGGAAUAAAUAUUUGUCCUUUUUCCCCGCGUGUUGAAAAUGACCCAUUUUCGUUACUCACAUUUGUACUCUUUCUGAAAUGACUUAAGAUGCCCCAAGAGGCUUCCUUUUGACUUAUGUUCGAGAGCUCAAAAUCGAUUCAUGUGCCCUUUCGAAAUGUGUACGUGGUUGAUCUCCAUUGCUUUGUUGACGGAUGACAACGACGGGUGCGCCGACCGCCGCUUGAAUGGCCUCUCGCUUGGGAAUGCCAAUGAGCUGAUUGGGAUUCAUUGGCACAUCAGUUUUCACGGUUUGGUACAGCUGCAGACAACAAAAGGCCUCUGCAAGUGAAACAUUUAAUUGUAUUGUGCCACUGUGGUUUCCCUGUUGGGAGUAGAAUAUUGAUCCCCAGCCUUACAGAUUUAUGUUUGUAGUGGUGGCUCCCUGCGCUGGUUAUGUUGUUAAAUACAUAUUUCGCUUGUGUAUGCUGGACUGGGUUACAAAGCAACACACUGACAUUAAGAAGCCAUGACAGUGUUUGCUCUCACAAGAUUGAGGCUGUCAGAGAUAUGUUUAUGUGACGCUCAUGACCAAUGGCAUCUGCAGUAUGUGCAACUGCACAGAGCGGCAUUGCUGGGGGCCGGCAACGUGCCCCACAAUUUAAAUAAAAAAAACAACAAACCAAAAAAUAUGACGUGAAUUUUUAUUUUCUGGUCAGUAACGUUGUCAAAUAUCUGCGUUUGUAAAUGGAAUUGAAGCCCCUUAGUGGAGUCACACUUCACAGAAGAAAUGCAGAGUGGAGAGCAGAUAUACAUCAUGGUCAAGUUUAUGUCAAGUAAGGCCAGAAGCCAAGACUUUGGAAGCAUUUUAGCAACGUCAUUCUCGACGUAAAUUCGAUUCCCUUGACUUUAAAAACACAAAAGCAUUUCAUUUGUACAAUUUUAUGCAUGGGCUAAUUUCCAGUUUCAUGGUUUAGCGUGGUUUGAAAAAGCUACGGUGUCAAAUACUGCUCAAACUAGCUAACCGGAAAUGAGCUCUUCUUUUCUUUUUCAGUGGGUCCCCGAAGCAGGGCACAAUAUAACUGGCCCCGCCUACUGGCCGAAGAUAGCUGGGAUAGGCUCCAGCACGCCCGCGACCCUCGAGAGGAUUAGCACAUUAUCAAAUGGACGGAUGUAAGGGCCAGACCAGUGUUUUUUUGUUUUUUUUUUAAUGAAAUCCUUUUUACAUUUUGUAUUUUGGCUGCAAGGCUAAAAUUUUAAUUUGUUCCAAAAAUUAGUUGUCAAAUCCGACGUUUUUUCCCCUCUUGUUUUUGUAUUAAAUUAUAACUCAU
Hippocampus comes (tiger tail seahorse) is the source of this 2707-nucleotide messenger RNA. RefSeq names its product nucleoporin 42 (gene nup42). Lineage: Eukaryota; Metazoa; Chordata; Actinopteri; Syngnathiformes; Syngnathidae. The coding region runs from base 97 to 1332 and encodes 411 amino acids. The transcript has 7 exons. Gene Ontology annotation, molecular function: metal ion binding. The record is from RefSeq and is a predicted model, not a curated record.